Messenger RNA from Lagenorhynchus albirostris (white-beaked dolphin), 2828 nucleotides. RefSeq names its product frizzled class receptor 5 (gene FZD5). Bases 1 to 1764 code for a protein of 587 amino acids. Lineage: Eukaryota; Metazoa; Chordata; Mammalia; Artiodactyla; Delphinidae. The record is from RefSeq and is a predicted model, not a curated record. The transcript has a single exon. Gene Ontology annotation, cellular component: plasma membrane. Gene Ontology annotation, molecular function: Wnt-protein binding; Wnt receptor activity. Gene Ontology annotation, biological process: non-canonical Wnt signaling pathway; canonical Wnt signaling pathway.
AUGGCUCGGCCAGACCCGUCCGCGCCGCCUUCGCUGCUGCUGCUGCUCCUAGCGCAGCUGGCGGGCCGGGCGGCGGCCGCCUCCAAGGCCCCAGUGUGCCAGGAAAUCACAGUGCCCAUGUGCCGCGGCAUCGGCUACAACCUGACGCACAUGCCCAACCAGUUCAACCACGACACGCAGGACGAGGCGGGUCUGGAGGUGCACCAGUUCUGGCCGCUGGUGGAGAUCCACUGCUCGCCGGACCUGCGUUUCUUCCUGUGCUCCAUGUACACGCCCAUCUGCCUGCCCGACUACCACAAGCCGCUGCCGCCCUGCCGCUCGGUGUGCGAGCGCGCCAAGGCCGGCUGCUCGCCGCUCAUGCGCCAGUAUGGCUUUGCCUGGCCGGAACGCAUGAGCUGCGACCGCCUCCCGGUGCUGGGCCGCGACGCCGAGGUCCUGUGCAUGGAUUACAACCGCAGCGAGGCCACCACGGCGCCCCCCAGGCCCUUCCCGGCCAAGCCCACCCACUCAGGCCUGCCGGGGUCGCCGGCCUCGGGGAGCGACUGCGCCACCGGGGGCCCGUCGGUGUGCAAGUGCCGCGAGCCCUUCGUGCCCAUUCUCAAGGAGUCGCACCCGCUUUACAACAAGGUGAGGACGGGCCAGGUACCCAACUGCGCGGUGCCCUGCUACCAGCCGUCCUUCAGCCCCGACGAGCGCACGUUCGCCACCUUCUGGAUCGGCCUGUGGUCUGUACUGUGCUUCAUCUCCACCUCCACCACGGUGGCCACCUUCUUAAUAGACAUGGAACGCUUCCGCUACCCUGAGCGCCCCAUCAUCUUCCUGUCAGCCUGCUACCUGUGCGUGUCUCUGGGCUUCCUGGUGCGCCUGGUCGUGGGCCAUGCCAGCGUCGCCUGCAGCCGCGAGCACAGCCACAUCCACUACGAGACAACGGGCCCUGCGCUGUGCACUGUCGUCUUCCUGCUGGUCUACUUCUUUGGCAUGGCCAGUUCCAUCUGGUGGGUCAUCCUGUCGCUCACCUGGUUCUUGGCGGCUGGCAUGAAGUGGGGCAACGAGGCCAUUGCGGGCUAUGCGCAGUACUUCCACCUGGCCGCGUGGCUCAUCCCCAGUGUCAAGUCCAUCACUGCGCUGGCACUGAGCUCCGUGGACGGGGACCCGGUGGCCGGCAUCUGCUACGUGGGGAACCAGAACCUGAACUCGCUGCGCGGCUUCGUGCUGGGCCCGCUGGUGCUCUACCUGCUGGUGGGCACGCUCUUCCUCCUGGCGGGCUUCGUGUCGCUCUUCCGCAUCCGCAGCGUCAUCAAGCAGGGCGGCACCAAGACGGACAAGCUGGAGAAGCUCAUGAUCCGCAUCGGCAUCUUCACGCUGCUCUACACUGUGCCAGCCAGCAUCGUGGUAGCAUGCUACCUGUACGAACAGCACUAUCGCGAGAGCUGGGAGGCUGCGCUCACCUGCGCGUGCCCCGGCCCGGACUCUGGCCAGCCGCGCGCCAAGCCCGAGUACUGGGUGCUCAUGCUCAAGUACUUCAUGUGCCUUGUGGUGGGCAUCACGUCGGGCGUUUGGAUUUGGUCCGGCAAGACUGUGGAGUCGUGGCGGCGCUUCACCAGCCGCUGCUGCUGCCGCCCGCGGCGGGGCCACAAGAGCGGCGGCGCCACGGCCGCGGGGGACUACGCCGAGGCGAGCGCAGCGCUCACGGGCAGGACCGCGCCGCCGGGCCCCGCCGCCGCCGCCGCCUAUCACAAGCAGGUGUCCCUGUCGCACGUGUAGGAGGAGGCCGAGGCCGAGGGACCGGGACCGGGGCCGGGAGUUGAGGGAGGGAGGUUGUUUUGUUUGGUAGCUUUGCCAAGGUCACUUCCGUUUACCUUCUUGGUGCUGAUGCCCCCUCCCGGGGCAACUUGGAGAGAGGGGAGAGGGACCGUUUCAAGGGGAGUACCUGUCCCAGGACUUCUCAAAGGGGCUCAGCUCACGUCUGUUCUAUCUUACUGCCUUUUCAAGAGGAACCCUGUUUUUAAUUUAUAUGUAGUUUUCUUAAUUUUUAACUUUGUUGCAUUUUGGCAACAAAAUUUACCUUUGCUUUGGGGGCUUUACAAUCCUAAAGUUGGCAUUAUAAUGAAGUUCCACUUGGUUCAGGUUUCUUUGAACUGGGUGGUCUAAAUUGGGAAAGUAUAUUUCCUAUACUUCUGUCUUUAAAAAUAAUGUGAACAGUGAAAGUUGCUGUGACUGGGAAGUUGUUCCGUGUGCUUUUCCAGGUUGUUUCUCCUUCCACUGCUUAAAGUGUCCAAGAUGCUUUAAGGUGAGCUGCUUGUCCCUGUUUAUAGUUCCUAAGUUAGGGGACACCCUAAGUCAUACCAAGGAGGGGGGUAGCAUAAUGUGGUUAGGGCCUCCGGAAAGUGACAAGGUUAGGCAAUGUUUAGAGAUUCUAAUGUGUCCGUCCUAGCUUCGUUUAGCAAGCUUCGGUUUCUUUUCUAUAGUACUUGUAAUCAUUCUCGUUCUUAACAGUGCCAGCUUUGCUUGAAUAAGUUAGAGGUAGCAUUGCAGUGUCCGGAAUAAAUAUUUGGAAGAAUGCGAACCUAAGGGAUGGUGAUUGGUUGAACUUGAAUUCUAGACUGUUAAGAUGGCAGCUUUGUGCCUGAGGAGUGGGUGGUUCUUUUUUUUUUUUUUAACAUCUAUAGUGAGUGGUUCUUAAUAGGCUUUGGUGAUGCCACUUUUUAAAACUUGUGUUAAAACUUUGGUAAAAAUAAACCCACUUCCUUCUUCUGGAAGGACUUAGCGAUAGUGCUGAAGGGGGUUCCUUUUUACAUUUAAGGACUAAAAUGGAUAUAACUCCUGUA